AUGAGGUUGAGAAUGGGAGAACUUUCGAAACUACCACAAGAGAUGAAGGUCCAAAUCCUGUCAAGGCUGCCUCCAAAAUCUCUUAUGCGAUUCAAAUGCGUCCGUAGAUCAUGGCGUGCUUUGAUCAGUAGCUCCAACUUCGCAGCCAAACAGGUCUCAGCUUCAAAGGACAACAAGCUCUCCUCCACCGCUACCAUUCUCUUCAAACGUUAUGUUCUUGACCUCAGCACUGAAAGGAGGGAUAUUGUUUUAUCAUUGUUGGAUCUUUGCAAUGAUGAUAUUAAUCGUGUCGAUGAUGACGACAACCUUAAGAUUCCAUUGGAGGACCUCCAUGUUCCACUGUCCAUGGGUCUAAAAAGGAGGGACAUAUGGACCGGGAUCGAGUGUAUAGAACUUGCAUGUCACUGCAAUGGGAUCAUUUGCUUAACUGAUUACAGAAAAAGAGUUGUUUUAUGCAAUCCAGCCAUCAAGGAAUUCAACCGGCUCCCGGUCUCAAGUCUUGCUCUCUCUGCCGUUGAACAUAAACCGCAAGGCUCAUCCACAGCUGCAGUGGGAUUUGGAUGUGACCUCAAAUGUGAAGAAUACAAAAUUGUUCGGGUUUUAUAUACGGCGCGGGAGUUUCAUGACAAUGACAUUGUCAUACAUCCUCCUAGAGCAGAAGUAUACAGCCUUGCUACAAAGUGUUGGAAAGAAAUCAAGGUUGGUGAUCUUGACAAUGGAAGUAAAAAUGUUUGGCCCGAUUCAACUGUCUCCAUAUGUUUUAAAGGAUAUCUAUAUUGGCGUGGACAUGAAGAUGAGAAGGAAUAUUUUGAUGUUCCACUUUCCUAUACAGACGAGGACGCCAAUUCAGGAGGAGAGGAAACUCCAACUUUCUUCUACGAGGACAAAGAGAGGAUCAUUUCUUUUGACAUAGAAAGUGAGACAUUUCAUGUCAUGAGAUUUCCAAAUGGUUAUUAUUACUAUCACAAGGUUUUUGGGUUGUGGAAGGACUCCAUUGCUGUAGGUCUUAGUUGGUGUGCUGACUAUCAGUGCGUACACAUAUGGGUGCUGGAUAGCAAUGGUGGUGCUGAGGGAUCGUGGAUAAACUGCUUUGCUAUUGAGCCAACUGUGUAUAUUGAGUUUCAAUUGGCAUUUGUUGGGACGAGAGGGCAAUCUAUUUUGGUUGCCGUGGAUAAAAGUGUAGUAGUCUUGUAUGACUACAUUACCAAAAAAGUGAAGUAUCUUCCUGUUAAUGGAGUGUCUCUCUGGAGCACUCAAGCUCUUUUUUACGAGUAUAGUGUAGUUUCAGUUAAGGGAUGCACUGAUUGUAGCGAUAGAAACCUUAUUCAGGAAGCUUGA
Fragaria vesca subsp. vesca is the source of this 1338-nucleotide messenger RNA. RefSeq names its product putative F-box protein At2g02030-like. Bases 1 to 1338 code for a protein of 445 amino acids. The record is from RefSeq and is a predicted model, not a curated record. Gene Ontology annotation, molecular function: protein binding. Lineage: Eukaryota; Viridiplantae; Streptophyta; Magnoliopsida; Rosales; Rosaceae. The transcript has a single exon.